Cololabis saira (Pacific saury) is the source of this 2985-nucleotide messenger RNA. It is a transcript of the gene cdadc1, whose product is annotated as cytidine and dCMP deaminase domain containing 1. The transcript has 11 exons. Bases 139 to 1674 code for a protein of 511 amino acids. NCBI's taxonomy places the organism in Eukaryota, Metazoa, Chordata, Actinopteri, Beloniformes, Belonidae. Gene Ontology annotation, molecular function: zinc ion binding; hydrolase activity. The record is from RefSeq and is a predicted model, not a curated record.
UGAAAGUUGCGACCGGAAGUGCGAUAGCUUUUUUUUGUUGUCAAGGGUAAUGCUGUCGGACGGUAAUUAUUUAUUUUUGUUUAACCGUCUUUACUAUACAGUUGUUCACUGGAAGACUAAUUUUAAUUGUCGAACUUGAUGGAAGACAGUAAUAAACGGAGCCGAGCCGAACAGGGCCGGUCCAGACCACGGGGAGACAGUUUCACCCAAACUGAUAGUAGAAUACGAGGCCAUGGACCCAGGUUGUCCAAGGUGAACCUGUUCACUCUGCUGAGCUUGUGGAUGGAGCUGUUCCCUCAGGAGCAACCUGAAGAGGAUGACAGCCAACAGGUCCGUGGAGUGGGUUUGGUGGUGGUGAGGGACGGCAAGGUGGUGGGGCUUCACUGCUCAGGAGCAGAGCUGCAUGCAGGACAGGCGGCCAUCAUCCAGCACGGUGCACGUCUGGCCAGCUGUCAGCUGUACUUCUCCAGGAGACCCUGUGCUAGUUGUCUCAAGAUGAUCAUCAAUGCUGGAGUCAGUCAGAUAUCCUUCUGGCCCGGAGACCCUGAGAUCAGCCUGCUGAAGUCGGCAUCUGUAAACCCCUCUAACCCCCAUCCCAACAGCCCCUCUAAUGUCAGUGAAGAAGCUGAGCUGGAUGCUAUGACCGUGGAGAAGCUGAAGUCUAACAGCCGUUCCCACAUCUGCGUGCUGCUGCAGCAGCUGGAGCCUGAUCUGGUGCAGUUUAUUGAUGAGACAUCUAGAGAGUCUGAUUUCAUAGAGAGGAUGGCUGAUGACGACCCGAAGCUGAAGACACAUACACUCUUCAACAGAGAGCGUAGAAGACACCUGGGAGAUUUCACUACACACUUCCUGGUUAGUACAUCUCAGCAGCACAAGGACAUUUUGAUCCAGAUGGGUCUGGAUAAUUUCUGUGCGGAGCCCUACUUCUCCAACCUGAGACAGAACAUGAGGGAACUGGUGGAGGUCCUUGCUGCAGUGGCUGCCGGGUUGCCACAGCAACUCUACGGCUUCUACAGAGAGCAACUGGCGACAUCACUGUGUCAUCAAGAGGAAGUGUCCCAAGAGGUGGCUCACCACUGCAUCAUCCAGGCCAGGCUGCUGGCCUAUAGGACGGAGGACCCAAAAUUGGGUGUCGGUGCUGUUAUUUGGGCAAAAGGACAGUCGGUUGGCUGUAGUGGAACUGGGGGUCUUCAUCUGGUGGGCUGCGGCUUCAACGCUUACCCUGCAGGUUCAACGUAUGGCGAGUACCCCCAAAUGGACACCAAGCAGAAGGACCGCAAGAGACGUAAAUAUGGAUACAUCAUCCACGCAGAGCAGAACGCCCUCACCUUCAGGAUGCGGGACAUCAGAGCAGAAGAGCCCACUAUGUUGUUUGUAACGAAGUGCCCUUGUGAUGAGUGUGUCCCUCUAAUCAGAGGAGCUGGAAUCACACACAUCUACACCUCAGACCAGGACAGGGACAAAGAUAAGGAGGACAUUUCCUACCUGAGGUUCAGCAGCCUGAAGGAUAUCAGCAGAUUCACAUGGCGAAGGAGUCAGUCAGUUUCUUCAGCACCUUCACCUCAUCUUGCCAAUGGUUACGUUGGGGAGCACAGCAGCUGGACUGAACAGGAGAGCUCCAAAGGCAAGAAGCUUUGCACCAGGAGGUCCAGGGACUCACCCGGCGUCAGCUGAUCAUCAGCUGUUCAUCCAUGGACGGACAGAAGGACGAAGCCAAGUACCGAACACAACAGGAUUGCGUUUUUAGGUCAUGUGACACAGAUUUGAUGUCACAGUUUUUUUCCUUUUUUUUUUUUUCCCUCCUCCAAGUUACUAUACCAUCCUAUAUAGUUACUAUAUACAAGUCCAAUCAAUAUGCGGGCUAAAGAGACAAUAUGAUGUGUUCAAGGGACACCUCGAAGAAAGAAUGGAUACAAUGGAACGCUAGAGAAAGGUAUGCUGAUUCAGUUUUAAUUAUAAAGAAAGGAAAAGAGGUUCAAUUACAUAAAUGUGUUUAAAGUGGUCCUAUAAUAUAAGUGGGAGAUGAAGAUGGGGGUGUGUUUUCCAGAAUGUUCCUCAUAGACUUGAAUAAGGGUUGAAGGAUUCCUGAUGGCACUUGAUGUUGCAGUAUCUAUAUUUUCAUUUUUAUUGUGCUCAUUUUUCCGUUUAAGAUGUCCUACAAAUAAGAUGGAUAUUGUUUUAAUCUUUCUUAGAUGAAAUGCAUUGAAGAGAAAUGCAUAUUUCUUAGACUUGAAAGAAGGUUAAAACAUUUUGCUGAGGAUAAAAAAAAGUAGUCAUGUUUACAGAAAUGAUGUGAAAGCUGUACUUUGCUCAGGUGCAACAAGGUGUAUUUUUGUAGUUGAAGGUACAAAGCAGCCUGUCAACACCAAAGAUGAGCAAACACACACAGACUGCAUUCUCAUCCUUUUAUUUGUAGUGAAUGUGGUACAAUAGCAUCAAUGUGGAAAACAAGCUGGCUACUUUCAGAAAGUCAUCUGGGAAGAUUUUUCUGAGACCAAAGUCGCUCACUAUAGUUUACAAUAUCUGCAUAAAGCUGGUCUGUGUGCAUAACAAUCUCAUAUUGUGAUCUGUCACAGCUUAUAAUAUCCAAACUAGCUGGUUUCAUAUUCUUUUCUCCAGUCACGAGAGAAAGCAUGCAGUUUUUUUUUUUUCUUCGAUCUCAGAUGAAAAGUAAAAGAAAGUUCACAGUUUUAUAAUUGUUUAAUGUUACUUGGCACACUGUUGCUUGUAUUCACUUUUUUUUAUCAGGUGACUGCUUAGCAGGAAUUUCACUUUUUUAAAUUUGUUACUAAUCAAAUCAAAACUUUAUUUAAAGUAGCUGUUACUUAAAACUUGAGAGAAACCUUACGCUUAGAGGAGCAUUACAUACCGAUUUGAAAAUUUAGGAAUUUUUAGGAGUUUGAUGUCUGGGUUUCUUAAAAAGGGGAGUGGAAUCACAUUUUAUUUUCAAAAUUGAAUAAAAUAAUCAACACUGCAUCAAAUGUA